CAUCUCCUACUUUGCUACCACAAACCAACACUGACUCAAAACAAGUCCUUAUAUACAGACACCUAUAAUCAGCCACCAUGCAAAUCACCAAGACUCUCGUCGCUACCCUCUUCGCCGCCUCCACUGCCUUCGCGGCUCCUACUCCUGCGGACAAGUCCAUGAUGGCCGCUGUUCCCGAGUGGACAAUUACCAACCUGAAGCGAGUGUGCAAUGCUGGCAACACUUCCUGCACCUGGACCUUUGGCGUUGACACUCAUCUCGCCACUGCCACUUCUUGCACAUAUGUUGUCAAGGCAAAUGCCAACGCUUCCCAGGCCAGCGGCGGCCCUGUCACAUGUGGUCCUUACACCAUUACAUCCAGCUGGAGUGGACAGUUUGGCCCCAACAACGGCUUCACCACUUUUGCUGUUACCGAUUUCUCCAAGAAGCUCAUCGUCUGGCCUGCCUAUACCGAUGUCCAAGUCCAGGCUGGCAAGGUCGUUUCUCCCAACCAGAGCUAUGCCCCCGCCAACUUGCCAUAAAUGAGGAGAAUUUGUUUUCGAUUUGCUUUUUAAAUGGUCUAUUUACUCCCAACGGAACAAUCAGGGGCAAUUGGAUACGGCGUUAAAUCAGCCACGGGGAAAUAAAUAUGUACCACGAAACUUAAGCUUAAUGUAAUAAUGAUUGACUAUAAUAAUACAUCAUAUUUAUUAUGUGCCU
Molecule: messenger RNA, 699 nt
Organism: Trichoderma virens Gv29-8
Lineage: Eukaryota; Fungi; Ascomycota; Sordariomycetes; Hypocreales; Hypocreaceae
Exons: 1
Coding region: 78-521 (147 amino acids)
Source: RefSeq, a predicted model, not a curated record